Arctia plantaginis is the source of this 714-nucleotide messenger RNA. The record is from the annotation of a GenBank genome assembly. Lineage: Eukaryota; Metazoa; Arthropoda; Insecta; Lepidoptera; Erebidae.
AUGGUUGAUAAUAAAGAAAGUUUUAUCGAGGCUGCAAUAUUUCAGGGCACAGACGGCACAAAGUAUGCCAUAAAUCCUUUUGCGACAAGGGAACUUAAAUCACUUAAUGAAUCAAUAAAAAGUGAAAACGAUGAAGAUACAUCGUUGACUUGCGAACACUGUGACCUAUCAUUUGUAAAUAAAGAAGAGUUUGAACAUCACAACGUCGAGUUACACGGUAAAAAGAAAUUAUUGAUGUGCAAUCUCUGCAAUACUCCGUUCAGGAGACAGGACCAUUUAAAACGUCACAUACAAAGCCUACACAACAAUCAAAAGUAUUGUACGUGUCCCGUAUGUAAGAAAGACUGCAAACGCCAAGAUAUACUGCUGAAACACAUUAAAAGAAAACAUUCCACUGCUACGGAAGUAUUUAAUUGUAGAGAAUGUAAGUUUCAAUGCAAUACACUACCUGAAUUGGAAAAACACGAGUUUACACAUCUAUUAGCCGAUAGACACCUAUGCCCGCACUGUCAUACGACUUUUAAGAGACGAGAUCAUAUGCUGAGACAUGUGAAAUCGCAGCAUUUGAAUCAGUUUGUUGUUUGCCCUAUUUGCGGUCAAACAUACAAACGGAAGGACCAUGUUGUGAGACAUGUUAGAGAGAAACAUAAAAUGGGACUGCUGAAUGGGAAACUAGUGUCAUCGACAGAGAUAUUACAAGCAACGGAUGAUUAA